AUGCAUUCAUAUCAACAACAAGGACUUAUUGAGUUACUAUAGAGUAAUUCAAAUAUAGCAAUCGAUCGUUAAUUGAUAAGUUAAUUAUAUAAUAAAUGCAUGCAAGAUGUAAAUAGCUGAAUUAGUUGUAUAGCAUAAAUAAUGCACACUUUAGUAAUUUGAAAAAGUGUAUAGGGAUGCAAUUCAAUUGUUGAGUCAGAAAAUAGCAAACUCAAAAUAAUAACUAUAGGAAGAGAAGGAUAAUUUAACAGCAAUAGAUGAGAGAUUGAAAAAUACACCAUAGAUUAAUAACAAUAGUAAUAAAACACCUAUGAGAUUGAUUAUUCACUAAGCAUCAGUAUUGAAUUUAUAGGUUCACAAUAAAUUUAUGGUUGGAUCUUAUGCAUUUUAUAUGAAGAUAGAGGAUUAUUAUGAAUAUGAGAGUGACUUUAAGCCUAGCUAUAAUUUACAAUUUUAGAUAAAUCAAACAAUCGAUAUUUUGGAUGUUGGUGAUAGUAUUCUGUUAGCUUUGAAUACAAAUACAUAGAAUUAGAUGAACACUACUAUAGUUAUACCAACAUACUCUUUGUAGUUUAAUAAAAAUGUUACUGAAUUACUCACAUAGAAAGAGAAUGAUGAAUUAUUAGAAAUUGAAAUCACUUAUGAAAUUAAGGUUUUAGAUUAUAAGUUAUUAAAUCUUCAAUUAAAUUAAGCUCGUAAUUUAGUGUUAUCAUAUAUUAAAAAAUUUGAAGAUGAAUUAGAAGAUUAUUCAUUGCAACUCUAAGACCUUAGAUAAAUUAAGAUUCCUUAGAAUAAUGAAAUUUCAAAUGAGUUAAAUGAUGGAUAACAAAAUCUUAGUAGAUAAGAACCAUCUCAUAAUACAUAUACUAUUGGAGUUCCAGAUUAUUAUCACAAACCUUUGGAAUUGUAGAGUUAAGAUUUUUAAUAGAAUCCUCAGAUCGAGGAAAGAUAAUUAAGUAUUAUACCUUAUAUUAUUGGAAUUGUUUUGGCUUCUUUUUGCAACAUUUUUAUAAAUGUUUUGUUUGAAUUAUCGUUUUUAAUGAUUAUUUUAAUACUGGUGUUAAAAGACGAUCGAACUAAUUUAUUUACAAAAUUAUUAAUCUUAUUAUCAUGGAUAAUGUUUGGAUUAAAUUUAUGGUUGCAUUAAUCUUAAAUUUUAAUCAACAUAACAAGUAUAUAAAUAGGAUGGUUAGGAUUAUGUAUAUUAUAAUUAUAUAAAAUUUAUUUAAUUUUUUUAUGA
Messenger RNA from Paramecium sonneborni, 1240 nucleotides. The record is from the annotation of a GenBank genome assembly. Lineage: Eukaryota; Ciliophora; Oligohymenophorea; Peniculida; Parameciidae.